AUGGAUUAUGAAGGACUGUUUCACAGUAAGACAAUUCUCCCAGGGACUACUGGCUCUUAUAAGCUCUCCAGCCUAUUUAGAAAAAAAUUUUUUGUAAGUCAUGAUGAAAGAAGGCGGCUGGUAACAAAUCAGAACUUGACCCAGAAAUUGAAAAGAGAGCAGCUAUCUUGUGAUGUGCUCCUUAAGCUUUCCAGAUAUGUUCUAAUGGAUGCCUUUGGACCUGGCCUGGCUUGGAAUAUAUUCCGCUUUUGUGACUGUGAUGAAGAAAUCAACCCACCUAAAAUUCGUAUCAACCCUCUCCGGCUGUUGCAAUCCAAGCUGAAGCCCUUGUUGUUAUCUCAAGUGCUUAAACGUCUCAGGGACAUAGGAGUGUUGGCUGAAGCCCAGCAAUCCAAGGCCUUCUCACUGCUAAAGAAGCAAAUGGUACUACCCAAGAAAACCACAAGGAAAACGGUGCAAAAACCUGACGUGAAAGAAAGCGCGGCCCUCAUCGGCAACGGGGAGGCGCGGCGGCUGGAGGGCUCGGCCACGCUGCACUCGCUGCGCAUCCAGCACGGCGGGACGCUGGUCUUCGCAGAUCGGCAGCAGCCCAUCACGCUGCGGGCCCGCUACAUCCUCAUCCAGGACGGCGGGGCCCUGCACAUCGGCUCCCGGCGCUGCCCCUACCGCUCCCGGGCCACCAUCUCGCUCUAUGGCAGGGCCGCCGAGGGGCCGGACGUGCCGGGCUACGGGAGGAAAUUCCUGGGCGUGGGCCCGGGGGGCACGCUGGAGCUGCACGGCAGGACGCCGCGCUCCUGGACCCUCCUGGACAAAACCUUGCACGCCGGCGGGCUGCGCUUCGGCGCCCACCAGUCCCAGAAGCAGUGGAGCAGCCGUGGCCUCAACCUGCGCAUCGUCGAUGGGGGCACCGGGCAGGUGGUGGCAGCCGCUCGCUUUGACACCCACCUGUGGGCAGAUGAGAGCAGGAGGCUGAGGGAUUUCCUGGCGAGUCAAGCCCCGGGGAAGGUGGUGGCAGCUGCUGUCGGAGACUCAGCGGCCAAGAGUCUGACCCUGGAAACCCGGCUCCUGCUCAAGGAGGUUCUUCACAGCCAGCACAUCCUGCACCUGGGCUACAGGCAGCCCUGGGCUCUCGUUGGGGUCCUUGGAGGCGAUCAGUUUUCGACCUCAGAAGACAGAAAGCAGUACCAAAGAAAUGGAACAACAGGACUAGCCGUAGCAGAAAGAGACUUUCAGACCUAUGAUGGAACCCAUUUUACAGUCACUGCUUUCAGCGGAUGGAUAAAAGGGGUACCUCAUAAUGGAUUUAAAGUGGAAGUGUCCAAAGGCAUAAUUCUUAACUUGGUGGAUGAUGUUACAAGUUGGUUACCUGGAGAUAGGAUAGUCAUUGCUAGUACUGAUUAUUCAAUGCAUCAAGCUGAGGAAUUUAAUCUCCUUCCUUGCCCUGAAUGUAAAAGUAAUCAAGUGAAGAUUGAUGGCAGCCCACUUUAUCUUCAUAUUGGAGAAGUUGUAGAUGGCAUAGACAUGAGGGCAGAGGUUGGUCUUCUAACUAGAAAUAUACUUAUUAAAGGAGAAAUGGAGGACUCUUGUUAUGGAGAAAACCAUUGCCAGUUUUUCUCCUUUGACACAUUUGGAGGACAUAUUAAAAUCCAAAGAAAUUUUAGCUCUGUUCACAUGGAAGGAGUGGAAUUAAAAAACAUGGGGCAGCAAAUACUGGGCAGCUAUCCAGUGCAUUUUCACUUGACUGGAGAUGUGGAUGAGAGAGGAGGAUAUGAUCCCCCUACUUACCUAGAUAAUCUGGCCAUUCAUCACUGUUUCUCUAGGUGUGUUGCCAUACAUGGAACUCAUGGCCUUCUGGUGAAAGAUACUAUUGGCUAUGAUACCCUGGGUCACUGUUUUUUCCUUGAGGAUGGAAUGGAGCAACGCAAUACAUUUUACCACAACUUGGGCCUUCUUACUAAGUCUGGAACCAUCUUGCCUUCAGAUCGUAAUGAAGCGAUGUGCCUUGCAAUACGUAGCAAUGUAUAUGGAAAUUAUAUUCCUCUGCCAAGCACCAAUUGCAUGGCUGUCAGCACAUUCUGGAUUGCUAACCCAAAUAACAAUUUAAUAGGCAAUGCAGCAGCUGGUGCUCAGGAUGUUGGGAUAUGGUACAUCUUCCACCGGGUUCCAACAGGACAGUCUGAGGGACAAUAUCCAGAGGGACAAGCUGAGUUUACUCCCUUGGGGAUAUUUUACAACAACAGGGUCCAUUCUAAUUUCAAGGCUGGCUUGUUUAUUGGAAAAGGAGUCAAAACAACAAAAGCCAGUGCUGAAGAUCCUAGAGAGUAUCUUACUGUAGAUAAUGCUAGGUUCCGCCCACAUCAGGAUGCUGACCCUGAAAAGCCACGUAUUCCUGCAUUAAUUGAUGGCCUCAUCGCUUUUAAAAAUAAUGACCACGGGGCCUGGGCCAGGGGUGGGGACAUUAUUUUCCGCAACUCUGGGUUUUCAGACAAUGGAAUUGGACUGACUCUUGCUAGUGAUGGAACUUUCCCAACAGAUGAGGGUUCCAGCCUGGAAGUAACACAGUCCAUUUUUAUUGGAGAAAGCAACAACAUUGGCUCCCAGGGAGGACAAAACAGCUACUGGGGGAAAGGGGCAAAUGGAGAAUAUAGGACCCUGCCCAGGAACAAGACCUUCCCCAUCCGUGGGUUCCAGAUUUAUGAUGGCCCUGUCCGGAUGGCAAAAUGCACUUUCAAAAAAUUUACCACCACUGCUGACAGAUACUCAAGUGCCAUCGGCUUCUUCAUGAAGAAUUCCUGGCAGAUAAGCCCGCAGAAUAACGUAUCACAAAUCAGGAUGGAGAGAAGUGUUGGGCUGAAGGUUUUCUUUGGUAGACCAGGCCAAUGGUUUGGAGACAAUGAUAAUGAUGGUGACAAAGUUUCUGUUUUUCAUGAUCUGGAUGGUUCAGUGACGGGAUAUCCAGACACCUUCAUAGGCAGAGCGGACAACUCCCUGCUUCGUCAUCCAGGUUGUCUCACAGUUCCAAGGUGGAAUGGGAUGAUAUGCACUGGGAAGUAUGCACAGCUUUAUAUUCAGGCCAGACGUCCUGAGAAUCUAACCUUAUCAAUUGCCAGAGCGACAUACUAUUCUCAUCCCCUGAGGCUGCAAGGCGUCAAUAGAGGAGUACCAUACCAACAGUACCAACCUGUGGUGAUGCUGGAGCAAGCUUAUACCAUUCAUUGGGAUGGGGGAACACCAGAGGACAUCAUUCUGUACCCAAUUAACUUCAACAGGGGAGACUGGCUGCACAUUGCAUUAUGUUAUCCCAAGGAAUCGGUUUUCACUGUUGUGGCAGACAUCUACCAGCGGCAGACAGGGCAAGUGCACAGUAUAAAACACUACCUAGCAGCCCCUUCCUGGCACAGUGCCCUCAACAGGACGGGCGAGCGGCUUUUCUACUUCGACAGUGCCUCAGGAUACCUGUUUGUUCAUCUUCAAGCCCAUGAAGCUCGAAAAGGGCAUAGUUACUGCUCUCAGCAAGGCUGUGAACGCAUUAAAAUUAUAGCACACAUGUACUCAAGGGACUCCUGGAGUUGUGCCUUUAACCCUUUCCUGGAGGAUUAUAACAGACCAGCCACACAACACUCAAUUCCUCAGCGACUGACUGCGCCUUGUAGCCAGUGUGGUGCCCCUCAGGUAAAUGAUACAUUUUUCUUGUUCAGUAGCCGUGGGAUAUUCUUCGUGGUGCUGGAUGCAUGUUCAGGAGCAGUUGUGAGUAGGCGGCAUUUUGACACAGUUGGUGCCAUAGAUGCUGCCAGUGCAAUGACUGAUUAUGUUCAAACAUCCGUAAAAGAAAGAUCAGUCGUUCUUGUGUGCUCUAGAGAUAUGACAGAAAUGACUGGAUGCUCUGAAAUGUCUGUUUUUACAAGGUUAGGUUCCGCAAAGCCUAUUGUCUUUCACAAAAAAGGGAGUUUUGCUAUGCUUGGAUAUAAGGGACAGGUCAAACCCUCCUGGAUUAAAAUCCUUAAUCGAGCUGCUGAUCAGAAAGCCGUUUCUCUACAACAUUACGUUCCCUUGAAGUUGAAUGAAUAUGGAUGUCCAGCUAAAGCUGAAGAUUUUUAGGACGCCCCAUGUAGCAGAGCCACUUACAACACAACUCCAUAGAGGAUGGAAAAUUUGGCAAUUAAAUCCUGCUACGCAGUUGGCUUAACAUGAGCCUGACAAAUUCUACAGCUCUCGGCAUCACUCCAGUGUUAUUUUUAUGAGAUUGUAUUAAGCCAAUGUUAUUUCACUUGUAUUUUUUAUAACUAAUAAAUAUAUUCUUAUCUUA
This is a messenger RNA of Gavialis gangeticus (Gharial), 4306 nucleotides long. Its product is annotated as transmembrane protein 2-like. The record is from RefSeq and is a predicted model, not a curated record. The transcript has 22 exons. Bases 1 to 4098 code for a protein of 1365 amino acids. NCBI's taxonomy places the organism in Eukaryota, Metazoa, Chordata, Crocodylia, Gavialidae.